GCUCUAACUGUGCUAAUCUUCUUUUAGAGAUGCAGGCGCAUUUCCCCUUCCACGCCCCCUCUCUGUAACUUGUGAUUCCAGAGCUAUGGGAAAUAUGCAUGCUCUUUCCUUUGCUGCACCCUGACCCAGGAUUUAUGCCCGAUGGAACAGCCUCCUCGAUACCAGCCCAAUGACUCUAACCAAGCAGGAUAAUAGUCAAGAUCCUGCACUCCCACGAUUCAGGCCUUGCCAGAGUGGAACCCAUCAGUGGAAAAGAAGAAACCAUGUUGGAGUCCUUAGCUGGGGGAGAUCCCUUUGAGGCAGGGGAGCCCUCCAAGAAGAGAACAGGGCAGUUGGUUAUGCACAGCAUGAUCAUGUUUGGCCGGGAAUUCUGCUACGCGGUUGAAGCUGCCUUUGUCACUCCUGUGUUGCUGACUGUGGGGCUCCCCAAAAGCCUUUAUAGCUUUGUAUGGCUCAUCAGCCCCAUCCUGGGUUUCCUGCUGCAGCCGGUGGUGGGUUCAGCCAGCGACCACUGCACUUCUAGGUGGGGCAAACGAAGACCUUUUAUCUUGACCUUUGGCAUUCUGAUGCUCCUGGGGAUGGCUUUGUACCUCAAUGGAGAUACCGUCAUCUCAGUUCUGGUGGCUGAUCGAGGCACUUGGAAGAUGUGGGCUAUAAUUAUUACCAUGCUGGGAAUUGUGCUGUUUGAUUUUGCUGCUGAUUUUAUUGAUGGUCCCAUCAAGGCAUAUUUAUUUGAUGCCUGCACUCACCAGGACAAGCAGAAGGGGCUCCAUUAUCACGCGCUCCUGACAG
Messenger RNA from Python bivittatus (Burmese python), 792 nucleotides. NCBI's taxonomy places the organism in Eukaryota, Metazoa, Chordata, Lepidosauria, Squamata, Pythonidae. The record is from RefSeq and is a predicted model, not a curated record.